Messenger RNA from Corylus avellana, 1333 nucleotides. The record is from RefSeq and is a predicted model, not a curated record. Lineage: Eukaryota; Viridiplantae; Streptophyta; Magnoliopsida; Fagales; Betulaceae.
AUGGAACCAGAAAGAACAGGGUUAGACUGUGGGAGCUCUCUCCCUGUUCCCUGUGUUCAGGAGCUUGCGAAGGAGACGACGGCGACAGUGCCGUCGCGGUAUGUCCGUUCCGAUCAGGACACUCCCAACAUCUCCUACUCCACAGCUUGUUUACCCCAAGUCCCGGUCAUCGACAUGCAAAAGCUUUUCUCCCCGGAAUUUAUGGACUCCGAGCUGGAGAAGUUGCACCAUGCAAGCAAAGAAUGGGGUUUCUUCCAGUCCUUUCAAGUAAAAGUUGGAAAUGUUUUGCAGUUAAUAAAUCAUGGGGUGAGCACUUCAUUGUUGGAGAAGAUAAAAUUAGACAUUCAAGAAUUUUUUAAGCUGCCGAUGGAAGAGAAGAAGAAAUACUGGCAAAAACCAGGAGAAUUGGAAGGGUUUGGGCAGGCCUUUGUUGUGUCUGAUGAGCAAAAGCUUGACUGGGGAGACAUGUUUGCUCUCGUCACCCUUCCAACCCAUAGUGUGGCUCCCAAGCUUCCCCUCCCAUUCAGUGAAAACUUAGAAGCCUACUCAGCAGAACUUCAAAACCUUGCCAUGAAAAUCCUUGAACUUAUGGCAAAAGCUCUAAGAAUGGAAAAUAAUGAGAUGAAUAACCUGUUUGAAGAUGGGUGGCAGACAAUUAGGAUGAACUACUACCCUCCAUGUCCGCAACUGGAGCUUGUCAUCGGCCUCAACACUCACUCCGACACCGUCGGCCUAACAAUCCUCCUCCAACUCAAUGAAAUGGAAGGCCUCCAGAUAAGAAAAGAUGGGAUGUGGAUUCCCGUCAUACCCCUCCCUAAUGCUUUUGUUGUCAACAUUGGAGACAUUUUAGAGAUUGUGACCAAUGGAAUAUAUCGUAGCAUCGAGCAUCGUGCGACUGUAAACUCAGCAAAGGAGAGGCUUUCUAUGGCUACAUUUUACAAUCCAAAAGUGGAAGUAGAUUUGGGUCCAGCCCCAAGCUUUAUUACUCCAGAAUCACCAGCAUUAUUCCAAAGAAUAGGUGUUGCAGAAUACUUCAAGAGACUUUCCACACACAAACUCGAUGGGAAGGCGUACAUUGAUGCAUUGAGGAUCCAAAAUGAGGAACAAAAAGGAUUUUGAGACUAACCCUUUCGUUUUGAAAACUCAUUGACUAUUCUACUUUCUAUAAGGAAAUAAAUGUCAUGAAAGCUACUGUGUAAGGAGUGCUUGUGGCUCAUGUAUAUGCUCCAUCUGGUUUGAUUUUAUGCAAGCCGGAUUUAGGUAGCGUCUCAACGAGCAAAGGUGCUCAACUAUGUUCAUUCAAAUGUUUGGAGACCAGUGACAAUAUCUUCAA